AUGUGUUAUCACCGCCGCUGCAGCCAUAUCUGGUCGAACGGCGCUCAUGUCGAAUUACGUGCAGAGGUUCCGGCGCAGCCAGGUCUAGGCCCAGAAGCUCUCGAGGAAAGAGGACUGGCGGAAGAAGCAGGCAAUCCGCUUGGAUUGACAGUGAUUUACAAGUCGAGAAAUCACGAGAGCAAUUGCCACCCACUCGCAGGAAACCGCGAAAGAAGAUCUCCUAAGGAGCCGAGUAUCCGAGUCAUGGAUACAGUAGGAAGGAUACACUCGUUCCCCUUUGAUCAGUGUCGCACAUGGAAGGACAUGGAAAGUCUCUUACGACAUGCCUUUUUACACGAUGCGUUAGAGUCUCAUGUUAUAGAAGGGCAUUAUGACUUGGUAGGUCCCGACCAGAAGAUCAUUCUACCUCAAGACUGGGACACUGUGAUUGAACCAGGGUGGGAUAUCACCAUGCAUGUGUGGCCAGUUCCGGAAGAGCCAGUCACUCCUCAGCCAGCGGAUCCCACAAGUCCAUCAGUUGAUGCGCCGAUCGCAACACCAAUCCACAGUGGCACAUCUGUCGCAGUCGACAGCUAUGUGGAUGAGCACAAGGAUGAUCAAAGGAUAGCACCGCGUAUUAUUCAAAAAACGCGCGACCCAACUCGCAAAUCCGUGACCGCCCCUUCUCUGUCCUACACGCCCUCUUCUCGCUCUCUGGAUCCAUCUAAGAUAGAAGAUACUUUGCCUAAGUAUGAACGCCAGCCUUCUUCACUCAUGACGUUUAUCCCAGAGCAUAACCGAUUUCUUCGCAGCAGUCGGCGCUCGAUGAAAUAUCACGAUUCUGCGCCCCCGGAACGUGCUGCGGUUGGGAAUCCUCGCAGGCGCCGGCCUUUAGCUUGGGACUCUGAUGACGAUACGACAGAGAAAGAACGAGAGGCAGAAACAUAUCGAGCCUCCCAGCCAGGCGAGUCCUCAGCAUCUGACCCUCAAUGUGCCGAGGAAGAAACUGCAGGCCACACAAAUACUGAGAAAACGAACAAUGAUAACCUUAAGCCAGAGGACGAUGACAACAUUGUCAUGACAAUGAACGGUGUGACCAUGAGCUUUAGUCGAGGGUCUGUCGGCGGCACGCGGUUAAUACUUCGAACUGGAGACAACGGAGCGGUCGAGCUAGAUAUCGAGGGCGAACGUCGACAGAAAGAGUACCUGAUUGGUUGCUUUGACGACCCUGGAAGUACUGCUCAAAGAGAGCGAGAUCCACGGCAAGUCAUGAGUGCCAGGGCACCGGUCCGGGCUCGGUGA
Messenger RNA from Aspergillus uvarum CBS 121591, 1281 nucleotides. RefSeq lists its product as uncharacterized. NCBI's taxonomy places the organism in Eukaryota, Fungi, Ascomycota, Eurotiomycetes, Eurotiales, Aspergillaceae. The record is from RefSeq and is a predicted model, not a curated record. Bases 1 to 1281 code for a protein of 426 amino acids. The transcript has 6 exons.